Molecule: messenger RNA, 735 nt
Organism: Uncinocarpus reesii 1704
Lineage: Eukaryota; Fungi; Ascomycota; Eurotiomycetes; Onygenales; Onygenaceae
Exons: 2
Coding region: 1-735 (244 amino acids)
Biological process (GO): ribosomal large subunit biogenesis; rRNA processing; ribosomal large subunit assembly
Cellular component (GO): preribosome, large subunit precursor; nucleolus
Molecular function (GO): RNA binding
Source: RefSeq, a predicted model, not a curated record
AUGCCUGUCUCAAAGCGUGCGAAGGUUGUCCACGAAUCCAAAGUCACGAAGAAAUCCCACAAAGAGCAAACCCGCCGACUAUACGCAAACGUCCAGGAAGCCGUAUCAAAAUAUGACCAUCUCUUCAUCUUCUCCGUGGAUAACAUGCGGAACACCUAUCUCAAAGAUGUGCGCACCGAAUUCUCAGAAGAUGGCCGUCUAUUUUUCGGCAAAACGAAAGUAAUGGCAGUCGCACUCGGCACAACCCCCGAAACCGCUUUUGCUCCGAAUCUUGACAAACUUGCUCCCCUGUUAAACGGCUCCAUCGGGCUCCUUUUCACCACGCGCGCCCCCGAAUCUGUCCUCGGCUAUUUUUCCUCAUUCCACCCGACAGACUUUGCUCGCGCUGGAAAUGUAUCUCCUCGCGCAUUCACGAUCCCGCCUGGCAUCGUAUACGCUCACGCGGGCGAGAUACCCGCGGAGCACGACGAGCCGCUAAGCCACACAAUUGAGCCGACGCUGCGGAAAUUGGGUGUACCGACCAGAUUGGUCCGGGGUAAGGUGACUUUAGAAAUGCAGGACGGAUAUCAAGUAUGCAAGGCGGGAGAAACUUUGGAUUCAAGACAGACUUCGCUAUUGAAGAUGUUUGGGGUUGCAGUUGCAGAGUUCAAGGUUGAGAUGAGAGCGCACUGGAAUAAAGAAACUGGCAAAGUGGAGGUCUUGCGGAAAGAUGAAAAUAUGGAAGUCGACAGUUAA